Xyrichtys novacula (pearly razorfish) is the source of this 4010-nucleotide messenger RNA. The record is from the annotation of a GenBank genome assembly. NCBI's taxonomy places the organism in Eukaryota, Metazoa, Chordata, Actinopteri, Labriformes, Labridae.
UUUUCAGACACCGCGCAUGCGUCAAUGUUUCCAUGGUUACUCCAACGCUCAAGAGUUUCACAGCUAAACAUGGUGAGUUUUCGACAAUGUUGGCGAGUAAAACUCCUCUGUUUGGUUGUAAAUUGCUUGAAUUUGAUGUUUUAAACCCACAGGAUAAUUAUAAACCAUAAUUACAGUUUAACGUCAGUGAAUUAUACCGUCAAUAUGGCUACAGAGAAGCAUAUUUUACUUGCAGAGAAAGUUAGCUAUCACAAAGUUUUAAUUAGAAGCAAUAUAGGCUAUAACUGUGUGUUGUUUUCAGCCCCCCCAAAAAGUAAAGAAGUUAACUAAAGCUCAGAAGGCAAAACAGCAGCAAGAGGAGGAGGAGAGAAGGCUGCGAGAGGAAGGUGAACCAGAGUCCCUGACUGUACAUUCAGAUGGGUAUAAAUACAAGAUAUCACUUUUUAAACCCUGAUACCACUUUUUUCUUGCAGAAGAAGCUCGUCUACAAGCAGAGAAAGAAGAGCAGGAACGAUUGGAAAGGGCAAGAAAGGAAGAGGAGCAAGAAAAGCUAGAGUUAAAGGUAAAAUUCCUUCAAAACCUUGUUUGUUCCAACAUUAAUUUGAUGUAACUUUUUUUUAUUUUGCCUCCAUGAAGACAGUUAAUCUCAAAAACAUGAUCAACAACAGUAAUCAUCACAAAAAUCUGAUUUGAAUAGGCCUUCAAAUGCACAUCUGAACCUGAAUGAGUUUCUUUUGCUGGCAGGACCGAGAACGCAGAGAAGAUGAGCUGGAGGAGCUGCGCCAUCUACUGGAGGAGAAUCAUACUGCAGUCACCCAAUGGAAAAGGGAUGCUUUGGAGAAAGCAGAAGUAUGACUAUCAUGCAUCAGCAUGGAAACCAAACAAUUAUGAUACUAAUAUAAAUUCAUAUCUGUUUGAAACCCUCCCUCAAAGCAGCUCUUAUAUUUACGGUGCAGUUUUUCUUGUAUUGUUUGCGUCCAGUGGGAGAAAUACAUGCGCUGUGAUGGUACCCCAGACCCAGCGGUACAGCAGGAGAUGAACACAUAUAUCAGCUUAUGGAGAGAUGACCCACAAGUGGACAUCACACUUAUACUCAAGCAAUGCAGUGCUGCUCUUCAGGUUCGUUUUUAAAGAUAGUCAUUAGUCUCCUUUCCUAACCUUUGACUUGUGUGCUGAUUUAGAAAUGUUUAAAAUCCCACUGCAUCCCUACAUGAUCAUCAUAGUGUCAAUUUAGAAUUAUAAUCCUCUCAUAUAAGUGGAGGACGAGUAGAAAAGCCAAUUGUGAUACCUGGAAAUACCUAUGCUCAUAAAAAACAAUUUCUUUCAGCUGGUGGAGGAUUUAGAAGGUCUACUUAGAGAUGUUGAAGAUCCCCAAGAAGGCCAGAAGUAUCAGGAGAUCCUCAUCAGUUUACAGGAGCUAAUUCACUCCAAACAUCAUCUUGUCACUGAAGAGAUCCUCAAGGUACAAGAGGCGUUGUUGUACUUGUGCUUUUAUCUGCUAGAAACUGUACUUAGUGAUGUCUUAUUUUUAAUCAAUCUUAAUGUUUGUGUUUCAUGUCCUUUUAACUUAGAGGGCCAAUGCAAACGUUGACCUGGAGACAGGCAACAUGCAGACUGUGGUCAAAGAUGAGAAUAUCACACUUUGUCUUUGGGCCAACAUCAAGAAGAAUCCAAGGUUUGUAGAAGACAUUUCCUCCAUGGGCAUGUCGGAGUGAUCGAAUCAAAUCUAAAAGCAGUUUCAUGAUAAAUAGUAUGUUCAGAUUGCGCUCAUAAUUUUUUAACAACCACUCAGGUUUACAGGUUUGAACUUCGGAGAGGUGGGUUUUGGCUUUGAGCUUCCCAAACAGCUGGCUGUGAGCAACAUUGCUGUCCAGAUCCUCCACACACAUUAUGAUCACCUGUCCAUGCUGGCCCGGAUGGCUCACCUGAGAAUACCCACAGCAAGCUACAGGUACUAAUCCGCUACUGCGCUACUUCUACUUCUACUAAUACUUCUACAGAUAUGAUGAUUUGCUUCAUUUUCUGUUUGGUCCCAGGUCUCUGGCAGGUGAUGAGGACGUUACAGCAGACAUGGAUGAACCGAAGCAGGAGGAGAUAAUUGACGAGGAGGACAUGAAGGAAGAUAAUGAGACAAAGCAGGAGAGGGAAGAUAAGGAGGUGCAGUCUAUGCAAGGACUGGAAGACAGAAAGGUGAGAUGAAAGGAGUCAAUUUCCAGUUUUUGUGCGGUAACUGUGAUCUGUUUUCAUUCUCAUUGUGUUCGUACCUCUCAGAGUGAAGCCAGUUUCAAGUCAAGGAGCGGCAGUGCCCAGUCUGCAGGAGGUAGAGGGAGCCAGAUACAGACACAGAUAGAGACACUUGAUGGUAAGUUUGUUUAGCCUGAUAGCAGAUAUAUUUGAAUGUAGAGUAAGCUAAAGAUACAAAAAUAAUAAUUUCAAAUGCUACUUUUACACUCGCUUCAGCUGAGGGUGACUCAACUUCACCCUCGAUGCAGCAGACCACGGUUUACCAAGGAGUCCAGGUGGCAGACUUACUGCAGUACACACCUCUGGGUGGGGUUUUCUUCUAUGAAGUGUUUCAUCUCCCACCACAAGCCCAUCAAGCUAAUGGCUGGGAAAUAAGACAGGUGAAUUAUGAAUGGUUUUCAUGUUUGCUACUUACACCAGCCCCAGCUGCAGAAGUUGCUCAAACAAAACUCUCUCCAUGCUUAUGUUCUCCUAGAUUUUAGACGGAGGGCUGCAGGUGUUUCCCUACUGUAUGCAGCAGAGUUCUGCAUCAGAUGAAGACAACGCUCUUACCUGCCCUCCUGUUGGUGUGACUGUGACACUGCCUGAUCGUGUUGUCUUCUUGGAAACUCCUCAAGUGGCUUAUUGGGAUGCUGAAGGAAAACAUUGGCGGAUGGAUGGGAUCUCUGAUAUGUCUUAUGAGGAGGAAGAGGCCAAGAUCUCGUUUAAGAUGGACUCCUUUCGAGCUUUUGUGUUAAUGCAGGAAACUUACGCAAACUUCCCCUUCCAGAGCUGGGAGCUCAGGCCGCUAGACCAGAACUCAGCUCUUUUUACAGUAAACGGGGCGCACAUGGACAUCAGCAUCACUAUCAAGGUAACAGACUGAAACAGACUUCACAACUGAAGAAAUAUCAGCACAGUGCUCUUCUCAUUGAGUUUUUUUUCUACAUGACCAACAGGGGGAUCAGUGCAUGUUGCAGUCGGAGCAGGAGAGAGGUCUUUCUCACCUCAAGGGGAAGUGGAUGAGUGGCCCAGCUCUGCAGAGAGCAAUGCUGAAUACAGGGAUCAACAUCUUUGUGAAUGAGUUCACAGAGAAGUAUGUCAGCACAAGCGGAAAGGUCAGCAUCAGAUCAUUAGCAUUCACAAAAAACAUCUCCUUGCAUUCUUAUUUUCAAAUGACAUUAUUUUAAGUUCCCUUACAAGUUGUGCUGUCAAACUGCAACACUGCCACUCACUGUUGACUUGGCAGCUCUAGAUGAUGCUUCAGAGUUUUUCGGUGGUUAAUGUGUGGUUGUUUCUCCUCCUCUUCAGGAUCCGCUAAUAGAACACGCUGCAUAUGAACAGAUGGCCCUUUUCGGCUCAGCCUGCGCAUUCUCAUGGAGUAAGUGGAAUGCCAAAUGUGGAGCCGAACAUCUAGUCAUGCAGGUACUUACUGUUACCCAUGAGUGCUUUAAAAACAGCGAGCUUUUUCCCUCCGAGUGUGUAAUUAUGUAGUUUAUCACUCCCUCUAGGUGUGUGAACAUCACGGUCCUGCUCCUGUGCCCAGAGACUCGUGGAGACUUUACCUACUGGGGGCUCAGAGGUGUCAGAAGCUAGACAUCACAGAAAGGAGCGAGGCUUUCUCAUCAGAUCCUUAUCCUGGCAGUGAGUUUCACUCCACCUUCAUCCACAUGCUCCAGGAUGACAUGAGCGUUGAUGGUGUAACAAAGACUCGAGAAUCCAGUAACCUAUUUGUGGACACGGUACAGAGCCUGCUCUGCGCUACCAGACCCCUAAUGUACUCAUAA